AUGCCACAUGUUUACCGUUGGACUUCUCGGAGAGAGUAUGGUGAAGAGAAACAGUUGCAGGCUUUUCGAGAGGAGCUUGAUAGAUUGGGUGUAAAUGAUGUUAUUUGGGACCUGUACCAGAGUUGCAGAGAUGUCCAUCCAUGUCAUCCAGUUAUGUUCUACCAUGGUUACCUAAAGUGUUUGGAAGUAGUUGAACCAUAUCACCCUGAUAGAGUGUUGAGACAGUUUAGCAGAGUGCAGACAAUCCCUAAUCCACUACUUGGCCCUAUGCGUGCUUCUCGAGGAGCCACAGCUCCACGCUACAAUGUUAUGUAUGCAUACUUGGACAUCAUUUGGGAGGCAUGGGACAACCAUGUGUUAUCUGAUCGGAGGAGGAGUACACCGGUACGGCAACCUUGGGAUUGUGCUCCUGGUUACAUGGAUUGGUACCAAACCAUUACCCAUAUGUACGUACAAAACCCAUCGCGUCGUUCUCAAGUGGAUCCGAAUAUCCAUCAUUAUCAGUAUCCUAACCAAGACGCACAGCGUAUGUCACAGAUACAUCAGAUUACUCAUCCUUUCAUUGAGGCUGGCUAUGAGGACAGUGUUCAACAUCCUGAUAGGCUUUACUACGCAAUUGAUGCAAUCAAACAACUUCUUCAAGAUCAGCACAUUAGUGAAUCUGCGCCCAGCACAUCCACUCAGGGUCGGUCUGCACCCAGCUCUUCCACUGCACAUCGUUUUGGAGCACAUUACACUCGCCGGUCACGUAGUUAA
This is a messenger RNA of Camellia sinensis, 756 nucleotides long. The record is from RefSeq and is a predicted model, not a curated record. Lineage: Eukaryota; Viridiplantae; Streptophyta; Magnoliopsida; Ericales; Theaceae.